Oryza sativa Japonica Group (Japanese rice) is the source of this 4478-nucleotide messenger RNA. Its product is annotated as protein STICHEL. Gene Ontology annotation, cellular component: DNA replication factor C complex; DNA polymerase III complex; nucleus. Gene Ontology annotation, molecular function: DNA clamp loader activity; DNA-directed DNA polymerase activity; ATP binding. NCBI's taxonomy places the organism in Eukaryota, Viridiplantae, Streptophyta, Magnoliopsida, Poales, Poaceae. The record is from RefSeq and is a predicted model, not a curated record. Gene Ontology annotation, biological process: DNA repair; DNA-templated DNA replication.
UUCCCCUUCGUCGCCUCCGUCUAUUUCUCUCCUUCGUACACCUCUCUCUCCUCCAUUCUCCAUCUCUCUCCUCUCUCUCUCUCUAGCUCUAGCUCUAGCUCUGCUCCGAUCUGCACAGCUGGCGGCAUUCUCCCUCCCUCUCGCGCGCACGGCGUGGACGGCGACGGCCUCCUCCGCCGCCGCGUUCUCGCCGCCGGCCGGUGAGCAUUCUCGAAUCGAAUCGCAGCUUUGUGUUUCAAAAGGAAGGGAAUUUUUGGGGGUGGGUUUUGGUUUAGCCCACCUUAAAUUAGGGAGAAAAGCCACAUCUCUUCUUGGAUAGUGCACUCUUUGCUGGACAUGUCAUAAUUCUAGUUCAGAGAUGGGACCUAUGGUUGAAGGGUGUGUUGGCCCAAGUGAGCUUCACUUAAGGAAGGAACUUACCGCGUUGCGGAAGGCACGAUUCUUGCGAGAUCCCGAGACUAGCUCGACGUGGAGGUCUCCUUUGGAUUCUAGACCAUUGGCGGCAGCUUCGAACAUUGUACACAACAGCAAUGGAGUUGGAGACAGUAUAGCACCAAAGCAUACCGAGUCACCUACACCAUCAAAGGGUGAAAAGAAGCAAAAAAAGGUUUAUCUCUACAACUGGAGGCAGUAUUCUAACAAGUCUAGUGAAAGUGGAAUGAAGUUAGAUGAGGACAUUAAUCUGGAAAGUCCACACAAUUCUAACGGUGUGGGUUUGAAAAGCAAUGCAUGUCAGGAUGAUCCAGUCAACAUUUACAAUUUUCAGAGCUCAACAUCAUGUACUCCGAUUAAAAGAGUAGCUAGAAGGAGCAGGGUUUUGUUGUCAAAGAAAGGAACAGCAAGAGACCCAGCUGUUUCGAAGUUGCUUGAUCUUCAUGUCAACUCCACUGAGCAAACUGAGGAUACUGAGAACUCAGAGGUGGGUUACUUUUCACGCCCAACAUCUCCACUAUUUGCAGCGUGUGGAUGCGUGAGCGCUUCAAAUACCUCUAGAUUACUGAAAGUGGGUAGAAGAGAGGGAUCUUCCUUUUCUUGCACCCCUAUUUCAACUAGAUCCUAUUACAAACAUGGAAGAGCGAACUCCAGUACAAUUGGUUCAUGGGAUGGAAGGACUGCUACUUCUUUUGAUGGUGAUGAGUCUAACCAAUCAACACUUUGGAGAAGUCGGAGGUCUCAUGUUCCCGGCUACUCAUCAAAGAGGAAUAAAUGUAAAGGAUCUAAAAGAAGUUACUCUCCUUCACUGUCAGAUAUACUCAGAAGAAAAGGUAGCGGCCUAUUAUGUGGGAGCCAGACACUGCAUAGGAAGAAGAGAUCAUUUGGUUCAUUGAAAUGGGGCCAUUCAAAAACAUCUGCCCAUGGAAUGUCACUUUUAGAUGGUAGCUGUGAUUUUGGUUCUUCAUCAUUUGAUUCAUCAAGUGAUGAACUCUCAACCAAUGUAGGGGAGCUUGAUUUGGAAGCUUUGAGCCGGUUGGAUGGGAGAAGGUGGUCAAGCUGUAAAAGCCAGGAUGGGGUUGAUCCAGCUGUUCAUGGAGCUGAUCUGGCAAUGGCAGACCGGAGAAGUUUGAGCCAGAAGUACAGACCAAAGUUAUUCAGUGAAAUUGUUGGUCAACAUAUUGUAGCACAAUCACUUAGUAAUGCCAUCACAAGGGAAAAGAUAGCCCCAGCUUAUCUUUUUCAAGGUCCCCGUGGAACAGGGAAAACAUCCACUGCGAGGAUAUUUUCAAUGGGUCUCAGUUGCCUUGCUCCUGGAGAAAACAAACCCUGCGGGAUAUGUAAGGAAUGCACUGACUUUUUAAGUGGAAACGGGACUAAUUUAAUUGAAGUUGAUGCAAGCAACAGGAAGAGUAUAAACAGAAUUAAGAACUUACUGGAAAACAUACCGCCAUCUGCAACUUCAUCCCGGUAUAAGCUGUUUGUUGUUGAUGAAUGCCACAUGGUGUCAUCCAAAUUGUGGUCAGCAUUUAUGAAGUUCCUUGAUGAACCAUUACCCCGUGUUGUCUUUGUAUUCAUAACAAUUGAUCCUGAUAACCUGCCUCGUGCUGUCAUAUCACGUUGUCAGAAGUACGUCUUCUCGAAGAUCAAAGAUAUUGACAUUGUGUGUCGUUUGAGGAGAAUAUGUGUUAAGGAAAAUCUCGAUGUUGAGUUAGCAGCUCUAGAUUUGAUAGCUCUAAAUUCAGAUGGUUCACUACGAGAUGCAGAGACAAUGCUAGACCAGUUGAGUUUGCUGGGGAAAAAGAUAACUCCUUCACUUGUCAAUGAUCUGGUUGGGGUUGUCUCAGAAGAGAAAUUGCUUGAUCUACUUGAGAUAGCUAUGUCAUCAGACACGGCUGAAACAGUCAAAAGGUCCAGAGAGCUGAUGGACUCUGGGAUCGAUCCAAUGGCAUUAAUGUCUCAAUUAGCUGGGCUUAUCAUGGACAUCAUUGCUGGUACAUACAAAUUAGCUGAUUCUACUGCCAAUGAUAUGGCAGUUGGUGGUCGAAGUUUAACUGAUGGAGAGUUGGAAAGAUUACAGCAAGCGUUGAAGAUUCUUUCUGAUGCUGAAAAACAGAUACGGCUUUCCAGUGAGCGUUCCACAUGGUUCACUGCAGCUCUACUACAACUCAGCUGUGGUCAUAGUUCAGAAAUGAACCAAGCAAGAAGCAGCACUACAGAGUGCCACAAAUCAAUGAAUGACGCGGUGACUGAAGCAGGAAGAGAAUCAUCAUCUAGCAGGGCCGCUUCACAUUCUAUAUCAGCUUUUGGUGUUUCAAAGAAGCUGCUUGACCCCAAAGCAACCAGUCUGCAUUCAAGUCCUCAGGCCCUUGCCUCGCAUUCAUCUAGGUCAAGAUUGAAUGGUAACUUUGCUUAUGGUGGAGAAUGCAUGUCUGCUGAUAGAUUUCUACAGGAUUCUACUCAAAGGAGUAAUUAUUCUGAGCAAAAGGUUCUGGUGAAUGGAAACUUAGAAAGUCUUGCCCACAUUUGGAUGAGAUGCAUUGAAAACUGUCACUCCAAGACAUUGCAACAACUACUUUUCGACCAUGGAAAACUAGUAUGUGUAAGGCAAUGUGAAGGCUGUGUGCUUGCCUUUAUAGCAUUUGAGGACAGCAGCAUAAGGUCUCGGGCUGAAAGAUUUCUGAGCAGCAUUACAAAUUCAAUUGAGACAGUACUGAGAUGCACUGUGGAAGUCAGAAUGGGUCUACUACCUGACUUUAUAGCCAGUGGGCUAACAUCAGAGAUGGGACCUAAUGUAAGACGAGCCGAGUCUGAUGUCUUGAGUUGUUCAUCGAACAGCGACCGACUAAAGGGAACCUUGAACACCUCAAGUAGAAAUUUUGAUUAUUCUGAUGAAGUAAAGAAAGGAUUGGAGCAGUUCAAAUUUGCCUCAGCUGGUGAUGAAAGGUUGCAGUCGGCUUCAGUUACUUCUGUAAAUUCAGGAAAAACUAAAGCCACACAUAUGUCAAAGAUAUCAAUGAUUGAUGAGCAAAGGUUAGAGAGUGCCUGGCUCCAGGCUGCUGAAAAACACACACCUGGCAUGGUAAAUCAAACAAGACCUGAUAGACAUCAGGUUGUGCCACAAAUUGUCAGCCCGUAUGAAAGGAGAUCGUCAAUGGCCCUAGUUGUGCCCUCAGGCCAAGAAGAUGAGGACCUUUCUCAUGGGAUCAAAGCUAUGAAGAUUGUUGACAGUUAUGGUGUUCAGAAAGACCAGAAUGGACGAAACGUAAACAGAAAUGUCGUUUCACCGAGCAAGCUGCACAGCGAUGAUUAUUACAUGGAAAAUUGUGACAAAGAGAGCAUUUGCUCGGAAGCUGGACGACCUGGUUGCCCUGGCCUUUUCCACUGUUGGAAAACUCAAAGAUCAAAGAGGCUAAAGGUUAAGAGACAGACGCGUGUCAGAUCCUCUUAAUCAUUUAGAGCAGACAUGUUCAAUGUUAUAGAAGGCGCAUUUCAAAUAUUCAUGGAGCAGGAAAUGCUACAUAGCUUAAAAUUAAAAUUAAAAGUAGUAUGACACUAUCACCAUCUUUGUCCCAUGAUUCAUUUUCUGUUUCUAGUAUAUAUUCACUCUGAAUCUCUGAUGGCCUAAUAUUUUUGGCUUUCUUGAGACAGGAGUUGAGACAAUUUAGACUAUUUGUCAAUCAUGUUAGUAACAAGUGUUGUCUUUGUGGACAGUGUAUUCAUGCUCCAGCCAGUUUAUGCUCUCAAAAAGGAAAAUUGUCCUUGUACAGGCAUUUGGUUUUUUUUUUCAUGAGAAACUUGAUCUUAUGAGUACCAUCUCAUGAGUGGAACUGAUCAAUAUAGACUAGUUUGAUUAGAUUUGUGUUUUUGGUUAUGUCAAACUUCCUUAUGCAAGAAUGGUUAUUCACUUCAGACAAUCCUCAUGUAAACUUGCCACCAUCUCUGCAUUGUGCCAUUUUGAGCUGCAAAAUUUCUCAACUAAUAUUCUCGAUGUUGAUGACCUCUGUGGGAUCAGUUCAUGGAAAUCAAUUAUAGCAGCUCAUUAA